Brassica oleracea var. oleracea is the source of this 1920-nucleotide messenger RNA. RefSeq lists its product as uncharacterized. The coding region runs from base 1 to 1920 and encodes 639 amino acids. The transcript has 3 exons. The record is from RefSeq and is a predicted model, not a curated record. NCBI's taxonomy places the organism in Eukaryota, Viridiplantae, Streptophyta, Magnoliopsida, Brassicales, Brassicaceae.
AUGGACGACCAAUGGAAGCUAUCCCAGUCGCAAAAUGAGAGUCUCAAGGACUUUAUGGAAAAAUUCAAGCAAGUACUAUCAAAGGUACCCAUCCCGGAUCACACCACCGUCAAAGCCUUAACCAACGCGCUUUGGAUUAACUCCAAGUUUCGAGACUACCUCGGGACUAACCCGACCAUAGCCAUCGAAGACGCUCUGCACGGUUCAAAGAACUUUAUCAAGAUGGACGAAGACAGGCGAGAUUACAACGCUAAGCAGCAGGCUCUAAGGCCAACGACAUCGAAGGCAUCAGACGCCCAAGAGCCACGACAGCACGCCCCCUACAAAAAGAAAGGACCCGUCUAUGCCAUCUCUGAGGACAAACAAUCUGGGGCAGUUGCUGCGGUACGUGAACCAGGGUGGAACGUAUGGGAACGCGAUACCGAGGGAAAAAUGCAGCAGUCCCGCAAGGCUGCAUCCGCUAACCCUAAGAGCUCGUACGACCAAAACAAGUUUUGCAAGUACCAUGAUAUGAAAGGUCAUGAUACCAAGGAAUGCAGAGACCUCUACGAAGCAUGGCUCGCCUCCACCAGAAACGGUAACACCGAGCUCGAACCAAAGAAACCAAAACGACCAAAAACAUCCGAUGGUAUCGAGACAACUGAUCUCCGAGCUAAGCUCAACUCAAAGAUCCCAGACCUUCGCGAAAAUCUCAAACGACGAAAGACCGGCCGUUCCAAAGCGGAGCCAGCGCAGAUCGUCCCAUAUCAACGAAAGACUCAAGACUUGCGUACGCAUCUCGAUUCCUUUAGGGCCGAGCGAACGGCACGACCCGAGAAAGAGCAUCAAGAGUAUUUUCAGCGCUUGAACGUGAUCAUGGGAGGAUCUCCCCCUGGCAACGAUUCCGGCAGAUCUGUGAAAGCUUUCCGCCGGAAGGCAAUCACAACUAAGCACUGGCCCACCACCCCAGAGGCUAUCCCUCCAAUCACCUUUUCUGCAGAAGACGCGGUAGGCGUCCACAUGCCGCCCAACGAUUCACUCCUCGUCGACAUCGGAAUUAGUUACUGCACGGUCACCAAAGUCCUCGUGGAUACUGGUAGUUCGGUCGACCUCAUCUUUAAAAGCACACUCAUAAAGAUGGGGAUAAACCUUGACGAGAUGAAACCUUCCGCGCGAUCGCUGACAGGUUUUAACGGGUCAACCGAAACCAUGCUCGGAACGAUACGCUUGCGCGUAUACGCCGAAGGCAUCGCCAAAAACGUCAAAUUCUCCGUCAUCGACGUCCGAGCUCCAUAUAACGCAAUCCUAGGUACACCAUGGAUCCAUGCGCUGAAGGCUAUCCCUUCAACCUAUCACCAAUGCAUUACAUUUCCUUGUAACGAAGGACGGAUCAUCACUCUUCGGGGUGACCAAGCAGCUGUUCGAGAUCUCCUCGUCGCCGAGGUAAAAAAUCAAAAGGCGACUUCCCACGUCAACGCAGUCGCCAAACCGAUCCAGAAGAUCUACACUUUUAAGGAAGAGAUUCUCGAAGUAGCCAUCGACGAUAGCAACCAAGCCAAAACCGUCCAAGUCGGCGACCACCUCCCCGAUGAUACGAAAGACAAGAUCGUUUCAUUUCUUAGGGAUAACGUCUAUACGAGCAAGCUCGGCCCCGAACGAGCGAAGGCCGUCAAUGAGGAGGUCGACCGAUUGCUAAACACAGGCUCCAUCAUGGAAGUGAAGUAUCUCGAAUGGUUGGCAAACCCAGUCGUUGUAAAGAAGAAGAAUGGCAAAUGGAUAGUCUGCGUCGACUUCACCGACCUCAACAAAGCAUGUCCUAAAGACAGUUUCCCCCUCCCUCACAUCUAUCGACUUGUCAAAUCCCCAGCUGGCAAUGAGCUGCUGACAUUUAUGGAUGCCUUCUCUGGUUAUAACCAAAUAAUGAUGCAUCCAGACGAUUGA